AUGUCACUAAUGUCACCAAUGAUCCAAAUGUUUCUCCUUCUUGCUCUAUUCGCAACCACUCUAAAUCCAACAAGUGGAGAACCAGUAGGUGUAUGCUAUGGAAUGAUGGGGAACAACCUUCCGUCUAAACAAGACACAAUCGCUCUCUUCAGACAAAACAACAUCCGAAGAAUCCGUCUCUUCGACCCAAACCAAGACGCUUUAAACGCUCUCAGAGACACAGGCAUCGAAGUCAUCGUCGGCGUACCAAACUCCGACCUCCGAUCAAUCGCUGACCCUUCCUCCGCUAGGUCGUGGCUCCAGAACAACGUCCUUAACUAUUACCCCGCCGUUAACUUCAAGUACAUCGCCGUCGGUAACGAAGUUGUUCCGUCUAACGGCGGCGAUCAAGUGCUCCCUGCCAUGCGUAACGUUUAUGAUGCUUUACGUGGUGCGAAUCUUCAUGAUCGGAUUAAAGUCUCUACGGCCAUUGAUAUGACUUUGAUUGGAAACUCUUUCCCUCCUUCCUCCGGAGAGUUUCGCGGCGACGUUAGGUGGUAUAUCGAUCCCAUCAUCGGGUUUCUAACGAGCACGAACUCGGCGUUACUCGCAAACAUCUACACAUACUUCAGCUACAUCGGAAACCCACGAGACAUCUCUCUCUCUUACGCUCUAUUAACCUCUCCCUCCGUCGUCGUCUGGGACGGAUCUCGCGGCUACCAAAACCUCUUCGACGCCAUCCUCGACGUUGUUUACUCUGCCGUCGAGCGAUCAGGCGGUGGUUCUCUGCCGGUGGUCGUUUCCGAGAGCGGAUGGCCUUCAAACGGAGGAACCGCAGCGACUUUCGAAAACGCACGAACGUAUAACACGAAUCUUGCGGCGCGUGUGAGGGAGAAUAGAGGGACACCUAAGAGACCUGGAAGAGGCGUGGAGACGUAUUUGUUCGCCAUGUACGAUGAGAAUCAGAAGAAUCCUGAGUACGAGAAGAAUUUUGGUUUGUUUUUCCCUAAUAAACAGCCGAAAUAUUCAAUCAAUUUCGCUGGUGUGCAAGAUGGUAUAGAGGUUGAGUGA
This is a messenger RNA of Microthlaspi erraticum, 1050 nucleotides long. The record is from the annotation of a GenBank genome assembly. NCBI's taxonomy places the organism in Eukaryota, Viridiplantae, Streptophyta, Magnoliopsida, Brassicales, Brassicaceae.